AUGACAGAGCUUGGAAGAUACGUUGACAUUGCAAACUUAAAUGCUUCUGGAGACAUUAACUCCACACUCCCUAACGAUGUUAUCCUCAAAUUGAGGAGAGCCUACUACAGCGCCCUCAGCUACACCGACUACGAGCUGGGACGAGUGGUCAAGGAACUGGAGAACCAAGGACUGGCCAACAACACAAUCAUCUCCUUCUGGGGCGAUCACGGCUGGCAGCUUGGUGAACACGGUGAGUGGUGCAAACACACUGACUUUGAAAUCGCCACCCACGCCCCUAUGAUGGUACAUGUGCCGGGUCUCACUGACAACGGUAUCAUGACGGAAGAACUCACCGAGUUUGUGGAUAUGUUUCCUACUCUAGUAGAAGCUGCAGGUCUUCCUGCUCUUGACCUGUGUCCAGAAAACUCUACCAAUGUCCUUCUUUGCACCGAAGGCAAUAGUUUGAUACCUCUAAUAACAAACCCAGCAAGUCCCAACUGGAAGAAGGCUGUGUUCUCCCAGUACCCUAGGAAUGAAAGCAACGGUGAUCAAAUGGGCUACAGCAUGACCACCGAUCACUACAGAUACACAGAGUGGGUCAAAUUCAACUCACAACCCCUGUACAGGCCAGACUGGACCCAAGUGUUCGGUGUGGAGCUGUAUGACCAUUAUCAGGAUCCUGAGGAAAACAAGAACCUGGCGUAUGAUUCCGCCUACAGCGCCUUGGUGGCUCAACUCAGCAAACAGCUACAUGCUGGCUGGAGGGCAGCUAGACCGAAGUAG
Haliotis rufescens (red abalone) is the source of this 765-nucleotide messenger RNA. RefSeq names its product iduronate 2-sulfatase-like. Gene Ontology annotation, molecular function: iduronate-2-sulfatase activity. The record is from RefSeq and is a predicted model, not a curated record. The transcript has a single exon. NCBI's taxonomy places the organism in Eukaryota, Metazoa, Mollusca, Gastropoda, Lepetellida, Haliotidae. Bases 1 to 765 code for a protein of 254 amino acids.